Molecule: messenger RNA, 1105 nt
Organism: Saprolegnia diclina VS20
Lineage: Eukaryota; Oomycota; Saprolegniomycetes; Saprolegniales; Saprolegniaceae
Exons: 2
Coding region: 1-1065 (354 amino acids)
Source: RefSeq, a predicted model, not a curated record
AUGGGACGGCAGGUCGAGUACGUCGAGUGGCGCUCACCGAGGGAUGCCCUUGUGAUGGACUUGCUCCUUCUUAGCUCGGUCUUUGCGCGGCUUCGGCGGACGCGCGCAGGCGACCAGGUCGACCUGACGUAUUUUUCAAAGCAACAAGUCCUCGACGAGCUCGUGGCACAUGAAGACGGAAAGCUUCUGCGCAUGCGGCCGAACCUGCGCGCAUUCCACACGCGCCUCGCGAGCUUGAGCAACAUCCAGGAGAGCGCGUCGCUCAACAUGUUUCGCAUCACACGCGUCCGGGAUCCGACCAUCUCGCAGACGAUGGCCUGCGAUCUGCUCACAAAGCUCAUUACGCCUGCAAUCCUCUUGGCCGACGCCGCCGAAGCGCGGCGGCAGCACCCUUACAAGUCGCAGUGGUGUGUGUUUGACGCCAAGCUGCGGAGCAAAAGCCCCGCUAGUGACUACAAAGUUUGUGAGCCGCGGCCGCGGGCGCUCACGCCAGCGGAGAAGCGGCGGCAAGAGCAAGUGGAGCGAUGGACCCUCGAGGCGGCACGCGUCCUCGCCCACAACGUUGUCGCAGCCGUUCUCACGACGUCGGUUCGGGCCCUACUGCCAUUGAGCCGUAAACGUACACCGGCGAGCUGCAAGAGCAACCAAACCGAGACCGACUUUCCAAGUGUCGUUGCCCUUACCGCAGACGAGGGCUCGACCAAGCCGACGCGGCGCCUCCACCCGCGUCGCAAGCCAUCGUCGAGCUCUCUCGUAGCAGAAAAGGCAGCGCAGCGUCUCUCGGACCUGCGCUUGCAAGUGCUGUGUCCGGGCUUUGCGCCUGACACGAGCGUGCUCUCUGGCGGGCGCCCGAUCGAAGCGUUUAUUGCACUGGUCGAGAGUGCGGGGCACCACGAGGCAGCGUCGCGCCUACUGAGCCACUACAAGUUUGAGACGGCUGUGCACGCAAUUGCUAACGAGUUUAUGGUUGCCCACCCGUCGGCGACCGCGCUCGACGGGUAUUUGCCGAGCUACUUUGCCUGGGCCGCCGACGUUCGCAGCCGCACGCUCAAGCAGCUGCGCUAGACAUUAUGUUGAUGAUGAUGACAAAGUACUAUAAAUAUCG